This is a messenger RNA of Ogataea polymorpha, 1735 nucleotides long. RefSeq lists its product as uncharacterized. Lineage: Eukaryota; Fungi; Ascomycota; Pichiomycetes; Pichiales; Pichiaceae. The record is from RefSeq and is a predicted model, not a curated record. The coding region runs from base 39 to 1229 and encodes 396 amino acids. The transcript has a single exon. Gene Ontology annotation, molecular function: RNA helicase activity; ATP binding; mRNA binding. Gene Ontology annotation, cellular component: nucleolus; catalytic step 2 spliceosome.
GCUGACCGUAAUACCUAACCAGACCUACUGAGAACAAUAUGGAUUUUGAUAAAGAGCUUGAUAAAUCCUUGAAAGUUCAAACUUCGGGGAACAUUCCGGUAAUAGGGAGCUUUGAGGAGAUGAGUUUGAAGGAAUCUCUUCUAAAAGGAAUUUAUGCAUAUGGCUUCGAGGCGCCGUCUGCAAUCCAGUCUAGAGCAAUCACCCAAGUUAUUGAAGGAAGAGACGUUAUUGCUCAAGCACAAUCAGGAACAGGGAAGACUGCCACUUUCACAAUCGGGAUGCUUCAGGUCGUAGAUACUAGUAAAUUCGAGACCCAAGCAUUGGUUUUAUCAACUACGCGGGAACUGGCAGCUCAAAUUAGAAGUGUCAUCAGCGCUUUGGGUGAUUAUAUGAAAAUUCGAUGCCACGCGUGCGUCGGCGGGAAGAGUAUAGGAGAAGAUAUGAGGGCACUCUCAAGAGGACAGCAUAUAGUAAGUGGCACCCCCGGGCGUGUUUUAGACAUGAUCAAGCGCCGCACGCUUAGCAUAAGAAAUGUAAAAAUGCUUGUUUUGGAUGAAGCCGACGAACUGCUUGGCAAGGGAUUUCAAGAUCAAAUCAGUGAAAUCUAUCAAUAUUUACCUCCAUCGACGCAAGUGGUGGUCGUAUCAGCAACGUUACCAAAAGCUGUACUCUCACUCACCAAUAAAUUCAUGUCGGAUCCAGUCAAAAUAUUAGUCAAGAGAGACGAACUAACUUUGGAAGGAAUCAAUCAAUAUUAUAUUCAGGUCGAGAAAGAAGAAUGGAAAUUUGAUACGUUGUGUGAUUUAUAUGACUCAUUAACGAUUACUCAAGCUGUCAUAUUUUGCAAUACCAAGAAGAAGGUUGACUGGUUGAGCGAAUCACUUCGAAAAGCAAACUUUACUGUUUCAUCAAUGCAUGGCGAUAUGCAACAAGUCGAGAGGGAUCGCGUGAUGGAUGAAUUUCGACUUGGUAAUUCUAGAGUUCUCAUAUCGACAGACAUUUGGGCGAGAGGAAUUGAUGUGCAACAGGUCUCGUUGGUCAUCAAUUACGACCUGCCUUAUGAUAAAGAAAACUAUGUCCAUCGUAUCGGGCGCUCUGGUCGCUUUGGAAGAAAGGGCGUAGCGAUAAACUUUGUCACGAGGAACGAAUUAGGCGAUUUGGCUGAAAUUGAAGACUUUUUCAGCAUCAAGAUCGAUGAAAUGCCAUCGGAUUUGAGUGAUGUGUUAUGAGUUCAAGCCCAUUUUGGAGCACUCCGAAAGCAUUUGAGAUCUCUGCACAAAUAUUUCAACCAGUUGAGUUACAUAUCCUAGGUCGUCACUAGGUAUCAAAUCCUCUCCAUUCUCUAAAUGUACUUCAGAUUCGCUACCUUCUAAUAAGAAGCUAGUGAUUACAUCUGGUUGGUAAUCUGGCUGUGCAUUUCCAUGGUCAUGAAAAAACCAAUUGGUCCUGUGUAUAUUACUCACUUGCCAUCUACUUGAAAGACUCUGGCAGGUGUUGGCUGAAGGAUCCACGACAAUAGGGACUUCUGACGGAUCAUCAAGGUUCAGUGUUGCACUUUCUGUAACGAAUUUAUAAGGUAGGGGUUUCGGAUUGCGUUGUGAGAAAGCCAAAUGGGUUUUCGUUAACUCUUCUACCUCAUACAAAGUGCUAGAUCUGGGCAGCUUGACUUCAGAAACUAGUGAGUUAUCUCUCAUCAAAAAGUGGUAUUUAGAUUUUAAUUGUGACAUGAUUUAGG